Theileria annulata is the source of this 894-nucleotide messenger RNA. Its product is annotated as deaminase, putative. Lineage: Eukaryota; Apicomplexa; Aconoidasida; Piroplasmida; Theileriidae. The transcript is spliced from 3 exons. Bases 1 to 894 code for a protein of 297 amino acids. Gene Ontology annotation, cellular component: nucleus; cytoplasm. The record is from RefSeq and is a predicted model, not a curated record. Gene Ontology annotation, molecular function: tRNA-specific adenosine-34 deaminase activity. Gene Ontology annotation, biological process: tRNA wobble adenosine to inosine editing.
AUGGUCAAAAUUUCUGUGGAUUCCGAACGAAACAACACUCUUAAAUCGCACGCUGAUAGUACUGACAUUUCAUACUCUGAUUACAGGAUCUAUGAGAUCGUUUCACCAGAGUAUACCAGGGAUGUGGAGCUGAUGGAGCUUGAAGCUGCAGAAAUUGACAGAAAAAAUACAAAUAAGACACUUCAAAUCACGUCUUCUAUGAGAAAAAAAUCCUCAAUUUCAAGUAUGCUCCACUUGAGAAUGUGUAAAAUACUAAAUAGUGAUAGAAUACUUAUAUUAUUUGGAGAUGGAAGAGAAGAGGCGGAAGAAGUUUUCAAAGACUGUAAUAUAAAAGUAUAUAACUACCAUAUAGUUAAAGUGCCAAAAUAUGCCCCUUAUACAAGGGAACAAUACAAUAAAUGGAAAAUACACUGGCCCCUCAAGUUCAUAAAGCCCGCUUUCCAGCCAUUAGAAAUCACGAAUGUAAUGAAUGAAAAGAUGCUCAAAAUUCUUUUUAGAGCAGUAGCAGAGUCUAAAGAAAGGGGAUCCAAGUGUGUUUGUAUAAUCACCUUCAAAGAUAAGGUUAUAUCUACAGCAUUUGAUAAACGAGAUGUAAAUAUCCUGAAACAUGCCUCAAUUUUGGCAGUAGGUAAAAUAGCAGAAGCUAAGAAAAAAAGAGAAACACAAAAAAUGAAGGAUUUCCCAGAUUACCUGUGCACAGGGUGUGAUGUUUAUUUGAGUCAUGAACCCUGUUGUAUGUGUGGAAUGGCCCUUUUGCAUUCCAGAAUCUCAAAAGUGAUAUAUGGAAUCAAAAAUCAAAAAUUGGGGUGUUUUGGGUCAGUCUGGAAUCUUCAUAAUAUGAUCGAACUAAACCACCAUUUCAGAGCAUUUACUGUCACACCCAAUAUAUCAUAA